Molecule: messenger RNA, 2337 nt
Organism: Pantherophis guttatus
Lineage: Eukaryota; Metazoa; Chordata; Lepidosauria; Squamata; Colubridae
Source: RefSeq, a predicted model, not a curated record
AUGUUUUCUACGAAAGGCAUCUGUUUUGACUUCAUAAAAGAAAUACCAAAGGAACCCGUUACCAAUGACAUUGAGGUUCAUCUUACUGGCUAUUUUAUGAUAUACGAGGUUAUUAUGAGAAGUACUGCCAAUGUUGUGAUCAUAUAUUGUGAGAACGAGGACAUGACUGUCUUGAGAAUGUUGCCAUACAUUUCAGAAUAUGUGGACAUGCCAAUGAAGAGAAAAGAUAAAGUUUGGGUCAUGCCAGCACAGAUGGAAUUCACAUCAAUCCCCUUUCAAAGAUACAGGAGCCUGGAUUUCAUCCAUGGUGCAUUAUCGUUGGUAGUUUCCUCAAAGGAAAUAUUAGGGUUUAAGAAAUUUAUUCAGGUGAGAAAGUCUUCUUCUGAAGAAGAGGAUAGUUUGACAAGAGUGUUUUGGGAACAUGCAUUUGAAUGUUCUUUCCCAAAUGCUGGGUUAGAUGAGGACAGUGACAAUCAAUGCACUGGUGAGGAGUCACUGGAGAGCCUUCCCAAAUGUCUAUUUGAAACUAGUAUAAGUGGGCAAAGUUACAGCAUUUACAAUGCUGUCUAUACAGUGGCCCAUGCUCUGCAUGCCAUGCUUUCACCUAAACGCAGAAAAAGAGGAAAUGCUUGGGAACUCAGGACUUUCAAUCAACAAUCAUGGCAGGCACAGCCAUUUUCUAUGUGCAAUCCUCCAUGCUCAUCAGGUUGCAGCAAAAUAAAAAUAGAAGGAAAGCCCUUUUGCUGCUAUGAUUGUCUUCUAUGUCCAGAAGGAAAAAUUUCAAACAAGACAGAUGCAGAUGACUGCUUCCCAUGUUCAGAAGAUCACUAUCCAAACAAAGCUCACAAUCUUUGCAUUCCAAAACAUAUCACAUUUUUGUCUUAUGAAGAAACUCUGGGAGUUAGCCUGACAACUACUGCUUUCUUCUUUUCUUUCAUCUCAGCUUUGGUGCUGCAUAUCUUCAUUAAACACCGAGACACUCCCAUUGUCAAAGCCAACAAUAGAAACCUCACUUACAUUCUUCUCAUUGCUCUCCUCCUCUCCUUCCUUUGCACUUUGCUUUUCAUUGGGGAACCUGACCAAGUAAAGUGUCUCAUGCGACAAACUACUUUUGGCAUUAUCUUCUCUGUAGCCCUUUCUUGUAUAUUGGCCAAAACAAUCAUAGUGGUUCUUGCUUUCAUGGCCACCAAGCCAGGCUCCAAAAUGAGGAAAUGGGUGGGGAAAAGGCUGGCCAAUGUUAUCGUACUUUCUUGCUCUCUAGUGCAAGCCACCAUUAGUGGUGUGUGGCUGGCAAUUUCUCCCCCAUUCCCACAUUCGGAUAUGCACUCAAUGACUGAAGAAAUCGUCCUAGAAUGUAAUGAAGGUUCAGCCUUCAUGUUUUAUAGUGUCCUUGGUUUUAUGGGUUUUUUGACUGCUAUCAGUUUUACAGUGGCUUUCUUUGCUAGGAAGCUACCUGAUAGUUUCAAUGAAGCCAAAUUUAUCACCUUCAGCAUGUUGGUGUUUUGCAGUGUGUGGAUAUCAUUUGUUCCCACCUAUCUCAGCACCAAGGGGAAGUACAUGGCAGCUGUGGAAAUCUUCUCUAUUUUGGCUUCUGCAGCUGGUUUAUUGGGCUGCAUUUUUGCCCCCAAAUGCUACAUUAUUGUUCUGAGGCCUGAUCUGAACAGAAAGGGACAGCUGAUAAAGAAACAAAACUGAUUGUUUAGAUCAGAAUGCUAUAAAGUCUCCAAAUUGUGAUAGAAAUCUCAAUUGUCUCCUUAAGAAAUUGCUGUCCAUCUCAUAGGACUGUUUGAAAACAAGUGUGCAGGAAUAAAAUGUGGAAUGUAGUCUUUAUAUAAUGGUUCCUUUACAUUUCAUAUUGGGGGCUUUUUGUGUGAAAUAGACAAAUGUAAUGCAGAUGUUCUAAGAGGCACUGAUGGCUGUCAUAGAAAAAGUGACCAUAGGAAAACAGGAAGCUAAUGAGAAAAUGAAGGGAACGAAGGAAGGAGAAAUGUGAGAAAUAAAAUGUGAACUACUUUUUGCCAUUUUUUUCUACUUUUUAAAAAAUUACAUAGUCCAAAAAUAGAAGAAAAGACAGGAAUGUUGAGAAAUAACUCAAAAAAAGGAGAGAAACACUUUUGGUAAUAGGUAAACUUCUAAAAGAACACUGAGAGUAACAAAAUGAGGUUACAUAUGUAAGUAUAACUAAGAUUAGGGUUAGGAAUUAUAUUGAAAUCUUACAGCAGUCUUGAAUUUUACAUAAUAUUACCUGCUUGUCCGUGUAAAUUUCAUAACUAAUGCAAUUUAUCAUUAAUACAAUUUAUUAACUUAUACUAAGUAAUAAACAACAAAGCACAAACC